Messenger RNA from Didymella exigua CBS 183.55, 240 nucleotides. RefSeq lists its product as uncharacterized. The coding region runs from base 1 to 240 and encodes 79 amino acids. The record is from RefSeq and is a predicted model, not a curated record. NCBI's taxonomy places the organism in Eukaryota, Fungi, Ascomycota, Dothideomycetes, Pleosporales, Didymellaceae. The transcript has 2 exons.
AUGUCCUCCUCAACCCCCGUUGAAGCCCCAGACCCCAAAAUUGAUCCCAUCACCCUCCCCCUGCUCAUCGCACUAUGCAUCUUCACGCCCUCGCUGCUGGCCAUCACGGGCUACUUCAUCUAUCUGCACACGGUGAAGAAGUGCGAGGACAAGAAGCAGCGGGCGAAGCAGGACGACAAGGCUGCUACCGGGAUCGUGAGGGAGAUGCAGCCGCGAGGUGGAGUGGCAGCAGAUGAUUGA